This is a messenger RNA of Mus caroli (Ryukyu mouse), 5745 nucleotides long. The record is from RefSeq and is a predicted model, not a curated record. Lineage: Eukaryota; Metazoa; Chordata; Mammalia; Rodentia; Muridae.
GCAUUUCCUGUGACGCCAGCGCCCGGACUCCAUUAGACAGCAGCUGGGGGAAGAAUCAACACACCAGGGAGCGGAGCGGCACGGACCGAGCACCGAGGCGGCCGCUGCCUCCGCCGCCGCCUCCGCCGCCGCCGUCCGGGCUCCCAGCUGCGGGCCCGCGCCCCCCCCAGUGCCCGCGAGCCCCCGGGCCGCGCCGCGAGCGCCUCCGGAGGGGGGGGGAAGGGCCCGGUCCUCCUUCUCCCCCUCCUCCCGCCCCGCCGACCCCCGCCGCGCCCCGCCGGCCUCCCACCACGGCCUCUCUCGGCGAGGAAACUCUGGCCUCCGCUUCCUCCUCCUCCGACUCGGACGCCGGCGGAGCCUCCCCGCCCCCGCGGAAGAAGCCCCGAGCCUCGGCGGCGGAGGGAGCAGGAGAGCCCGGGGCCUCGGCCGGCCGAGCAGGCCUCCCCCCCCCGCCCUCGCCCUCGCCCUCGCCGGCCGCCUCCUCCUCCUCCUCCGUGGUGGUGGUGGUGGGACUGCCUCCGGCCGCCCCCGCCGCCCCGCAGCGGAGCAGCGGCCACAGCCUGGUCAGCGGCGGCACCAUGCAGGCCAACGGGGCGGGAGGAGGCGGCGGCGGCGGCGGGGGCGGCGGGGGCCAGGGCCAGACCCCGGAGCUCGCCUGCCUGUCGGCGCAGAACGGGGAGUCGUCCCCUUCGGCNACGUCCGCGGGGGACCUGGCCCACGCCAACGGGCUCCUGCCUGCCGCCCCCUCCGACGCUUGCAACAAUAGCAACAGCCUGAGUGUCAAUAACGGGGUUCCCGGCGGGGCCGCCGCGGCCACCGCCGCCGCCGCCCAGGCCACCCCCGAGCUGGGCAGCAGCCUCAAGAAGAAGAAGCGGCUCUCGCAGUCCGAUGAGGAUGUCAUUAGACUCAUAGGACAGCACCUCAAUGGCCUAGGGCUCAACCAAACUGUUGAUCUCCUCAUGCAAGAGUCAGGAUGUCGUUUAGAGCAUCCUUCUGCUACCAAAUUCCGAAAUCAUGUCAUGGAAGGAGACUGGGAUAAGGCAGAGAAUGACCUGAAUGAACUAAAGCCUUUAGUGCAUUCUCCUCAUGCUAUUGUGAGGAUGAAGUUUCUGCUGCUGCAGCAGAAGUACCUGGAAUACCUGGAGGANGGCAAGGUCCUGGAGGCACUUCAAGUUCUACGCUGCGAACUGACGCCGUUGAAAUACAACACCGAGCGCAUCCAUGUCCUUAGUGGGUAUCUGAUGUGCAGCCAUGCCGAAGACCUACGGGCAAAAGCUGAAUGGGAAGGCAAGGGCACAGCGUCCCGGUCCAAACUGCUGGACAAGCUUCAGACCUAUUUACCACCAUCAGUGAUGCUUCCCCCACGGCGUUUACAGACUCUCCUGCGGCAGGCGGUGGAACUACAAAGGGAUCGGUGCCUAUAUUUUGAAAGAAUAAUUAUAUGUGGAUUUGUUUGUUUUAGGAGGCAGUUUCCCUGUUACACUCAGCAGAUACUUACAGAGCAUUGUAAUGAAGUGUGGUUCUGUAAAUUCUCUAAUGAUGGCACUAAACUAGCAACAGGAUCAAAGGAUACCACAGUUAUCAUAUGGCAAGUUGAUCCGGAUACCCACCUGUUAAAACUGCUUAAAACGUUAGAAGGACAUGCAUAUGGUGUCUCUUAUAUAGCAUGGAGUCCAGAUGACAGCUAUCUUGUUGCUUGUGGUCCAGAUGACUGCUCUGAGCUUUGGCUUUGGAAUGUACAGACGGGAGAAUUAAGAACAAAAAUGAGCCAAUCUCAUGAAGACAGUUUGACCAGUGUGGCCUGGAAUCCAGAUGGGAAACGCUUUGUGACGGGAGGUCAGCNUGGUCAGUUCUACCAGUGUGACCUGGACGGAAAUCUUCUGGACUCCUGGGAAGGAGUGCGAGUAUAGUGCCUGUGGUGAUUGAGUGACAGAAAGACUGUGCUGGCUUCGGACACGCACCAGAGAGUCCGGGGCUACAACUUUGAGGACCUGACAGAUAGAAACAUAGUACAGGAAGAUCAUCCUAUUAUGUCAUUUACUAUUUCCAAAAAUGGCCGAUUAGCUUUGUUAAAUGUAGCAACUCAGGGAGUUCAUUUAUGGGACUUGCAAGACAGAGUNUUAGUAAGGAAAUAUCAAGGUGUUACCCAAGGGUUUUAUACAAUCCAUUCGUGUUUUGGAGGCCAUAAUGAAGACUUCAUCGCGAGUGGCAGUGAAGAUCACAAGGUUUACAUCUGGCACAAACGUAGUGAACUGCCAAUUGNGGAGCUCACAGGGCACACGCGCACAGUAAAUUGUGUUAGCUGGAACCCACAGAUUCCAUCCAUGAUGGCCAGUGCCUCAGACGAUGGCACUGUUAGAAUAUGGGGACCAGCACCUUUCAUAGACCACCAGAAUAUUGAAGAGGAAUGCAGUAGCAUGGAUAGUUGAUGGCAAAUUUGGAGCAGACGACUUCUGUUUAACUUAAAAUUAGUCGUAUUUUAAUGGCUUGGGAUUUGGUGCAAACAAACAUGAUUGAUAGCUGGACAGACAUGCUCGUCAUGAAAAAAAAAAAAAAAAAGAACCAUUUUGAAGCCCGAUUGGGGCCAAACAUUUACACCUUGCUUCCUAGUAACCAGUUGAUGAAGCACGUCUAGAACGUUGUUGGANACCAUGUUGAAUUAUUCCCCAUCGGUUGUGAAGAACUGUGCUACUACAUUCAGGCUUACCCAUUGAACUCAGUAUAUAUAUAUUUUCCCUCCUGCCUUUUGUCUGGUGGGACACCAUUCUUGUUGCUCUUCUGUGUAAUGAAGUUCAAAUGCUUGUUUGGAGACUUUAUUUAACAGUUUAGAAGGCUUGAUAGGAAGAGGUCAUUAGUCUGAAGAGUAUACAUUNGACAGGAAAGAAUUUCCUUUCGUUUCUCCAAAUCUUUCCGCCUUAUUUAGCUUGAGAUCUUUGCAGCUUGGUUCAUGGAUUCUAGCCUUGCCCGUUGCGCAGUAUAUACUGAUCAGAUGAUAAACCAGUGAACUAUGUCAAAAGCACUCUCAAUAUUACAUUUGACAAAAAGUUUUGUACUUUUCACAUAGCUUGUUGCCCCNUAAAAGGGUUAACAGCACAAUUUUUUAAAAAUAAAUUAAGAAGUAUUUAUAGGAUUAAAGUGACUUCAUUUGUAUACAUUUGAAAUCUAAACCAGCUUAAAAACAGUGUCCUCUGUGACUGAGAUAUGCAGUGUAACUGAUGCUCUUCUGGAGUGCCACGUGAGACAUGGCAUGGUCAGAAACAGUGUUCAGAAGGACACGGCACAGGAAAGCCAGAGAGAUACUUUCCCCUUUUUACUUUAUUCCCGAAGGGACAUCAGUACCUGAUACUGAAGAAAGUCAAGAUUCAAAAGGAAAAUUGUAUAAAUAAACCAGUACAGAAGAUCAGCAUCAAUCUAGGUUUUCAAGAAAGCUUGUUCCAAGUUCUCUGAACUUGAGGGAAUCGUUUUGAUGUGAUCUAGCAGAAGUAGACAUCAGAAGAUAGACCUGCUUUGGGAAUUUCUAGUGUAGUUGAAUCUUAGAGGAAGUCAGCAGGCUACAAACACUUAUGUAAACUGGAAUUAAAGCCUGAGUCAUUUCUCCUAAUUGCCCUUAAUGUCCAACAUAUAGGGACACUCAUUUAAAUAAGAUUCCUUCUCAGUUUCUCAGAUGUUGCCAUAAUGAACCUCAUUCAAACUGGUGCUGUGGACAGUCUUUCCCUCUCCCUCCCCUUUCAGUUUACGGGAAUGUUUCCUUUAUGGAAAAAAAAAAUGAUUUCUCAUCUUGAAGACCCUAUAUCUAACUUAAGCCUGAUCGAUGUUCAUGGUGUUUUCAACUCCAUAAUUGCUGGGUCUAACCAGUCUCCCUUGAAAUCCAUGUUUUCCAAUAGGAGAUAACCAGGGUGACCACAGCUCUUGGAAGGAAAAGUGGAGUUAACUUCCAUGUAUCCUGAUGAACAACAACAUCUGGUACAACUUGCCCUUGAGGCCGAGCCAAGUCCAUAGCAUUCGCCAUGCUCAUAGGCCCCUCGGGAUCCUGAGAGAAGAGAGAGGCUUGUACUGAGGGGUCUUCCCAUUGUGGGGGUCGUAGGGAGGGAAAAGCCAGGAAGGCAGUGUUCAUUCUCCCAAAGCCCAUCCAUCGUAAGGAGAUGACAGAUUGGAGUCAGCAGAUUAUUAAUUCAAAUGGGUAAUGUAAAAGAUUCCUUUAAGCUUCAUUUUUCAGAGACCACCACUUUAGAAAAUCAGAGAAAUCCUGUUUUGAUACUUCUUAGUUAAAAUAAUAUGUUACCGUUUAUCUGGUACUUCAUUUUCUUGACUAAAAUUACUUUUCACUUUAAGCUUGAAUAAAAAUUUUCAUUCAUAACUGUAUAUAAUUAAGUGGCAACUCCUCUUUACCUCAGUGCAGUUAAAACCAUCUUUUGAUUGACAUACCCCGAAGCCAUUAAUCCAUACACCACAGUCUACAGUAGCAAUCACUAACACCAUGUGGGCACAGAACUCCACAGCUGUUUACAGAUGUGGUUACAGUGUACCACGUGGCAUGUACAUGAUGCUCCCUGAGGGCUGUACCCAUCAGGACAGUUUGGCACCUACAUUCUGCUAGUGUAUCCAGCUGCACCUAGAUCCGAGUGUUCACUGCUUCUGAAGUACAUUUAAAACACUGGGAGGUAAGAGCGUGCACCGAAGGUGAGGGCCAUUACCAGAACAUAACUCCUGUUAGAGUGGAGUCACAACUAUGCAAGGGUGUUGAUAGUAGCUAGAUGAGUUUGGUUUCCAAGUCUGUCCUAACUGGCCACUUCCUCUCUAGACUGGUACUUGACUGUGCCAAUUUGCUGUAAGCAUCUGUUUCGUAUAUUUGCCAUGAAGUGAGUGUGGUAGAAAGGUAAAGAAAGCUAGAGUUUAUGGUGGAGGAACCUGGUGGCAGGAUUGCGUGAAAAUCUCUGACAUUGUGAUAAACUCGAUAAAGGCUUAAGAGAAUUCUGUCAAGCCUGUCACAAGAUGCUAACCAAUGUAUAAACUGAAAAGUACCAAUACUUUUUGCACAUAGAUCCAAAUAGUGGAGAAGUUUGGCUCCAAAAAUCAGGUUAGUAGGCUCAAGUCCAUGUGCUUAAAAUGCUUCUGUUGUUAAUGCAUCGAUUAAGGGCUAGAGUAAGAAUGGAAUUAAAUGUCUUUUUCCUCUAAAUAACUGGUUAUUAGUGGUAAAGUGUUGGAUUUGGGGGGUCACUGAGGUUGGUUUGUGGGUGGUGAUCAAAAGAAUUAGCGUGGGAGUUAGGGGAGAUGACGAAGCUUCACACUUGGGGUUUGAAUUCCAUUAGUAUUCGUGCCAGCUGUGUGGCAUUGCUUUUUCUGGCCAGAUAAAUGUCCUGGUAACCCAGGUAAGUAGUAAAAACAGGGCAUUUUAUUUGCAAAUGUCCCCUUAAAUUGGCUCAUUUUAUUGGGUAGGAGAACAAAAAAUAGAAUUCUCCGACUAUAAGUAAUUAAGUGGGCCUGCUAGGCACACAGGAACAGUAAUUCCGCAAGAGCAGUUGAUGAGGAGCGGUCUGCCUUAAGGGGUGUCCUGUGGCAUUAAUAGAAAAUCCUUUCCCACCCCUCCCCAUCUUGAAAUUUUCUUUUUUAGGUUGUUGGUUCCUGCAAACAAGAACUGACCGGCUGCCUCCCUUGGGUGCAUGUCUCGCACAUCUCUUGAAAGGGGGCAAUGCCUGUGUCGUUUACUUUACGGCAGAAGAAUGGGAGGAAAGAAGAUAUUGUCUU